AUGAAGGUUCUUCUGGUUCUAGCUGCACUACUGGCAGCAGUAAGUGCCAUACCCAUUGAGGGAGAGCAAGUCAACGGAGAGAACGGCUGGUACAUACCACAGCUGGAUGGCUCUUUCAAGUGGAUGGACUUGGAGGAAGCGGAGCAACUGCUGGCAAAUGGUGAUCAAAUCGAAGGCCGCAUCAGCACCAAUGCUGUGAAUUUCUAUCUAUACACCAAGUCUAAUCCCACUUCGGGACAACAAAUUGAGGCUUCGUGGUCGUCCAUUUCUGGCUCGAACUUCAACUCAAAUCACGGAACUCGUUUUGUCAUCCAUGGAUGGACCCAGAGCUACACUGAUUCCAUGAAUACCGAGAUCACCAAAGCAUGGUUGUCCCAAGGCGACUACAAUGUUAUCAUCGUCGAUUGGGCUCGCGCUCGCUCUGUUGAUUAUGCUUCCUCGGUUCUAGCUGUUCCCGGCGCUGGUGCCAAGGUCGGUGAUAUGAUCAACUAUCUUCAGAAUAGUUAUGGUAUGUCGUUGGAUACCCUUGUAGUUAUUGGUCACAGUUUGGGCGCUCAUGUUUCUGGUUAUGCCGGCAAAACCGUUGGCGAGGGCAGAAUUCAUGCAAUUGUUGGUCUAGAUCCUGCUCUUCCUCUGUUCAGCUAUGACAGCCCUAACAAGCGUCUUAACAGUGCUGAUGCCUGGUAUGUGGAGUCUAUUCAGACCAACGGCGGUAAUCUUGGUUUCCUGAAACCCAUUGGCAAAGGCGCCUUCUACCCCAAUGGCGGCAAGUCCCAACCCGGCUGUGGUCUCGAUUUAACCGGCUCCUGCUCCCACGGACGCUCUGUGACCUACUACGCCGAAGCCGUUACCCAGGAUAACUUUGGCACCGUCAAGUGCGGCGACUAUGAGGCAGCCGUUGCCAAUCAGUGUGGCAGCACCUACAGCAGCGUUCGCAUGGGAGCUGUAACCAACGCAUACAUGGUUGAUGGUGAUUACUAUGUUCCUGUGAAUAGCGAUGCUCCAUUUGGCAAAAUUAACUGA
Drosophila willistoni is the source of this 1023-nucleotide messenger RNA. Its product is annotated as pancreatic triacylglycerol lipase. NCBI's taxonomy places the organism in Eukaryota, Metazoa, Arthropoda, Insecta, Diptera, Drosophilidae. The transcript is spliced from 2 exons. Bases 1 to 1023 code for a protein of 340 amino acids. Gene Ontology annotation, molecular function: lipase activity. Gene Ontology annotation, biological process: lipid metabolic process. The record is from RefSeq and is a predicted model, not a curated record.